AAACUACCAAAAAAAAAAAUGAAUCUCUCUCAACUCUUCAUCACCAUCUUCUUUUUAUUCUUCCUUGUCUUACAAGUCAACUCAGCAACGGAUAAUAUGAUCGAACAAACCUGCAAAUCUUGCGCAUCAAAAUCCACAAUCUUCGAUCACAACUUCUGCCUCUCAUCUCUUAGUAACUCUCCAAUCUCUCCUCCUCCGACCAAUCUCUUUUCUCUUGCAUUAAUUCCACUGCUCCAAGCUCUUGACAACGCAACCGCAACAGCUUCCACCAUUCAAGUACUAAUGAGCGACGGAGGAGGAUUCGAAGACGAUGGUUUCGGCCGUGCUUGCCUCCGUGACUGCCUCGAGCUUUACGAGGACGCGGCGGAUAGAUUGGAGGAAGCCGUUAGGGUUUACGUUACGAAAGAACAGAGAGAUACUGUGAAUGUGAUGGUGAGCGCCGCCAUGGAAGCCGCCGUAACGUGUGAGGAUGGGUUUAAGGAGAGAGACGGCGGUGACGGUGGUGGUGGUGCCAUGACGUGGACGUCUGCGAUUGGUGGUGAGAAUUAUCAGUUGUUUGAGUUGGGUCAGGUUGCUCUUUGUAUUAUCAAUAUGCUUUCUUCUGUUACAUCUAUGUCUUUCUGAUUAGUUUCAUUCUAUAUUUUAAGAAAAUGAUAGUAUUGUGUAUGUUUCAUGUAGAAUCUCUUCUAGUUGUUAAACUUU
Eutrema salsugineum is the source of this 702-nucleotide messenger RNA. RefSeq names its product putative invertase inhibitor. The transcript has a single exon. Gene Ontology annotation, biological process: negative regulation of catalytic activity. NCBI's taxonomy places the organism in Eukaryota, Viridiplantae, Streptophyta, Magnoliopsida, Brassicales, Brassicaceae. The record is from RefSeq and is a predicted model, not a curated record. The coding region runs from base 19 to 624 and encodes 201 amino acids. Gene Ontology annotation, molecular function: enzyme inhibitor activity.